CACCGGGCUGCUGUUUGUUGUCAUCCCAAGAUGGAGUUUCUGCUGGGGAACCCGUUCAGCACCCCGGUGGGGCAGAGCCUCGAAAAGGCCACAGAUGGCUCUCUGCAGAGUGAAGACUGGACACUUAACAUGGAGAUCUGUGACAUUAUCAAUGAGACAGAAGAAGGUCCAAAGGAUGCCAUUCGAGCACUGAAGAAGAGGCUGAAUGGAAACAAAAAUUACAGAGAGGUCAUGCUGGCACUGACGGUGUUGGAGACCUGUGUGAAGAACUGCGGCCAUCGCUUUCAUGUCUUAGUAGCAAACCGUGACUUCAUAGAUGGUGUUCUGGUGAAAAUCAUCUCGCCCAAGAAUAAUCCCCCCACUAUUGUACAGGAUAAAGUACUAGCACUGAUUCAGGCUUGGGCCGAUGCCUUUCGAAGUAGCCCUGAUUUAACUGGAGUAGUGCAUAUUUAUGAAGAACUAAAGAGGAAAGGCAUAGAGUUUCCCAUGGCAGAUCUUGAUGCUCUGUCUCCAAUACACACACCACAGAGGAGUGUUCCUGAAGUUGAUCCUGCAGCAAAUAUGCACAAUUCACAGUCUCAGCAAAGGAUGAGCACCAGUUCUUAUUCUUCAUCUUCUCCAAUGGCGUAUUCUGCUCCUCAGGCCCCAGCUCUGAAUGUGACUGGUCCCAUCACCGCUAAUUCUGAACAGAUUGCCCGGCUGCGCAGUGAACUGGAUAUUGUUCGUGGGAAUACAAAAGUGAUGUCUGAAAUGCUGACAGAAAUGGUACCUGGACAAGAGGAUUCCUCAGACCUUGAGUUACUCCAGGAACUGAACCGAACCUGUAGAGCUAUGCAGCAGAGAAUUGUGGAGCUUAUCUCACGAGUGUCCAAUGAAGAAGUCACAGAGGAACUGCUGCAUGUGAAUGAUGAUUUAAAUAAUGUCUUCCUCAGAUAUGAAAGAUUUGAACGAUACAGAUCGGGACGUUCAACACAAAAUGCCAGCAAUGGAGUACUGAAUGAGGUGACAGAAGAUAACUUAAUAGAUUUGGGUCCUGGCUCUCCAGCUGUAGUGAGCCCAAUGGUCGGAAACUCAGCACCCCCGUCUUCACUUUCUUCACAGCUUGCAGGGCUUGACUUGGGUACAAACAGCGUCAGUGGCACACUCAGCUCUCUACAACACUGUAAUCCUCGUGAUGACUUCGACAUGUUUGCGCAGACAAGAGGCAGUUCCUUGGCUGAGCAGCGAAAGAACGUGACGUAUGAGGAUCCACAGGCUGUCAAAGGACUAGCGUCUGCCCUGGAUGUUCGGAAACAGAACACAGGAGGGAGGAGAGGUAAAGGUGGGAACUCAGACAUGGAGCCCAUAGACAAGUGGCUAAUUACACAAGGAAUGAUCCCUGUUGCACAGUCCUCUGUCAUGGAUGACAUUGAGGAGUGGCUCAGUACCGACUUGAAAGGAGACGAACUGGAAGAAGGAGUGACCAGUGAAGAAUUUGACAAAUUUUUAGAAGAGCGAGCCAAGGCGGCGGAGAUGGUUCCCAAUCUGCCAUCCCCUCCCCUGGAAGCCCCCACCCCUCCGACAAAUCCUUCCAGCAGGAAAAAGCAAGAGCGCUCGGAGGAUGCCCUCUUUGCACUGUGAAGAUUGCUCUUAGCCGCCCUCCCACCCCUGUGCUCUGCAGACGAAUGUCGCUGUAUGGCCACUUCGUCCUCUCACACUACUUGGCUAACAAUGACCCCCUCCCCCCCGAUUUCAUAGAUUGCUUCUUCUUCUCCCCCUCCCCAAACAAUCCACCCCCAUGAGCUGACUCUUUCUAUUUAAGUCCAACACUAUUCCUGCCAGACCACAAUUCUCCAGCACUCGCUUAAUCCUCUCCUUCCUAUCCCAGCUGCACAAAACCAGCUCUUGAUGCUGAAAACCCCUUUAGAAUGCAUGAGUACAUCACACUGUGUUGAAACAAAAGCCCAGAGGGGAGAGAGCAGCCUUGCCCUUCAAUUUAUGUAGGGAUCAUCCUCUUCUGUAGGCAGGUCCUGCCAAGUAGACUGCUCUGUCGAUCAGCAUGUAAUUGACUGAGCUGGAAUGUUCAGGAGGAGUGUGUCUUUAUUUUUAGAUAAAAUGUUAAUGUAUUG
Grus americana (Whooping crane) is the source of this 2108-nucleotide messenger RNA. RefSeq names its product target of myb1 like 2 membrane trafficking protein (gene TOM1L2). Gene Ontology annotation, biological process: signal transduction. NCBI's taxonomy places the organism in Eukaryota, Metazoa, Chordata, Aves, Gruiformes, Gruidae. Gene Ontology annotation, cellular component: endosome; membrane. Bases 31 to 1620 code for a protein of 529 amino acids. The transcript has 16 exons. Gene Ontology annotation, molecular function: phosphatidylinositol binding; clathrin binding; ubiquitin binding. The record is from RefSeq and is a predicted model, not a curated record.